Molecule: messenger RNA, 2571 nt
Organism: Pezoporus occidentalis (night parrot)
Lineage: Eukaryota; Metazoa; Chordata; Aves; Psittaciformes; Psittacidae
Gene: NAPEPLD
Product: N-acyl phosphatidylethanolamine phospholipase D
Exons: 5
Coding region: 164-1582 (472 amino acids)
Biological process (GO): N-acylethanolamine metabolic process; N-acylphosphatidylethanolamine metabolic process
Cellular component (GO): cytoplasm; membrane-bounded organelle
Molecular function (GO): N-acylphosphatidylethanolamine-specific phospholipase D activity; zinc ion binding
Source: RefSeq, a predicted model, not a curated record
UUCCCGGUGCCGGCGGGUAGCCCGGCCUCCAGCAGCAGCGCCAAGCUGCCCCGCCAUCGCUCUAACCCGCGGGAGUCCGAACGCCACGUCUCCCCAACCAGCGGCCCCCCCCCGCCGCCAUCUUGGUAACGCGCCGCCAGGCGGAAACCCACUGCCCCGCGCCAUGGUGCGGGGUAGGGCGCUGUGGAGCUGCUGCCUGCAGCUAGCCGCGCUGCCCUCAGCGUCGGGUGGGCGAGGGAGGAAGCCGCAGCCGUUCAACGGCUCCUCCUGGAGAGCCCCGGAGCCGCCGCGCAGGGGGUGGAGCGGCACCAUGGAAGAGGAGGAGGAGGAGGAGGAGGAGGAGGAGGACGAGCCUCCUCAGGGACGGCAGCAGCCCGGGAGCUCUCCUCAAAAAGAUAUGGAUAAGAAGAUGGAUGAAGAGCAGCCUCUGACUGCAUGUAGCCAGUACCCUAAAGAAGCAGUGAGGAGACGUCAGAGCUCGGGUCAGGGUUCCAGGGGCAGUGAUUCUUCCAGGACCUCCAGGAAAAGCUUCAGGCUGGACUACAGAUUAGAAGAGGAUGUCACUAAAUCAAAGAGAGGCAAAGAUGGGAAGUUUGUCAACCCAUGGCCAACGUGGAAAUCACCGACCUUGCCAAAUGUUUUGAAAUGGUCCUUCAUGGAAAAAAAUAAUAGCAACGUGCCAUGCUCGAAGCAGGAACUGGAUAAAGUGCUUCCUGUGUUAAAACCUUACUUUGUUGAAAAGCCAGAACUUGCUGGGAAGACCGGAACUGGUCUGCGAGUCACGUGGCUGGGACAUGCUUCCGUUAUGGUGGAAAUGGAUGAACUUAUAUUCCUUACUGACCCAAUCUUCAGCCAGCGAGCUUCUCCCACUCAGCUGGUGGGUCCCAAGCGCUUCCGAGGACCUCCGUGCACCGUAGAGCAGCUCCCCAAGAUAGAUGCAGUCAUGAUCAGCCACACUCACUAUGAUCACUUGGACUACAACACUGUAAUGAGUCUGAAUGAGCGUUUUGGGAGUGAGCUGCGCUGGUUUGUGCCUCUAGGGCUAUUGGGCUGGAUGCAGAGAUGUGGUUGUGAGAAUGUGAUAGAACUGGACUGGUGGGAAGAGAACUGUGUCCCUGGUCAUGAUGCGGUAACUUUUGUCUUCACCCCUUCGCAACAUUGGUGCAAAAGGACUGUGAUAGAUGAUAACAAGGUUCUUUGGGGCAGCUGGUCUGUCUUAGGACCAUGGAACAGGUUUUUCUUUUCAGGAGAUACUGGAUAUUGUGUUGCUUUUGAACAGAUAGGCAAAAGGUUUGGACCUUUCGAUCUUGCAGCCAUCUCCAUUGGAGCUUAUGAGCCAAGGUGGUUUAUGAAAUACCAGCAUGUGGAUCCUGAAGAAGCAGUAAGAAUCCACAUUGAUGUUCAAGCAAAGAAGUCUGUAGCAGUUCAUUGGGGGACCUUUGCUUUAGCAAAUGAGUAUUACCUGGAUCCUCCAGUUAAACUGAAUGAAGCUCUUGAAAGAUACGGCUUGAAAAAAGAUGACUUCUUUGUCUUAAACCAUGGAGAAUCACGGGACUUGAGUACAAAUGAUGGGUUUGAAUAACAAAAGAGUAGCAGAUCCCUGUAAGCCCUCUUUGAUUUGAGCUAGCAAUUAAUGUUACAAAUAUUACUAGGAUGUACUUGCAAAGUAGAUUUUGGGGGGGGGGUGAAUUGGAUUUGUAGAUGCUGGGUUUGUCGGUUACAGAACUAAAACUUGCAUACCAAUUUCAUGCUAAAUUUCACUAGUUAUAUUGUUUAUCAAUUUUGAGGUGAUGGAAGAACUGGUUAAUAUGUAAGGUAUUGUCUGGGAAUAACUUGCAGUUUCAACUCUUAUGUACACCACUGAUAAAUUACUGGGGUUUUGGGGGCUUUUUUGAACUCUUCAUCUUACCUGCAGCAGCAAUAAUAACCUCAGUGCAGGACAUACUCUUAGAGUUAAUGGCUGACUUGAACUAGUUUUUGUUAGAAUGUCAUCUCCCACUUGUUGGUCAUUAAUCUUCAGUUUAUGCCCUGUACCUCGAUAGCUUCACUGUAUGUUUUGUGGGGUGGAGUCUUCCAAUACAGCUGUGUUGUUAAGCACAAGCACAGUAAAAGAAUUAUUUUACUGACUGCUUCUACAUUUUCAUAUACUGACGAACCACAAAAGCUGCAUUUUACAGUGAUAUAAAGAAACGUGCCUUUCAGAGAUAGACAUAGUUUAAUAUUGCGUCACUCGUGUAACACUUAACUGCUGGCCAGAGUAUUCUUUGUUUUGUCAAUGUUUUUAAGUUAGGCCAGAACAUGUCUAAAUGCAGUACAUGAAAUGGAAGAAUCCCUUAAUGGCACUUGUCUUUACAUUGACUCAGCCUAUUACUAAGUACUUUUAAGUGAAAUAUAUUUAGCAAGGGCUGUGGUAUUUUUUUUCUUACAGCUUCCCUGUAAUUUUUAAGUUGAAUGAGAGAUGACAACAUUGCUCACUAUUGUAAAACUUGGCUAAAUGUAUCUGAAUCAAAUUGCCAUGCUAAUUUACAGAAUUAAAGCCUAUUAUUGCCAAUAAAAAGGGUUGUUAUUCUC